Molecule: messenger RNA, 1279 nt
Organism: Manihot esculenta (cassava)
Lineage: Eukaryota; Viridiplantae; Streptophyta; Magnoliopsida; Malpighiales; Euphorbiaceae
Exons: 4
Coding region: 200-823 (207 amino acids)
Source: RefSeq, a predicted model, not a curated record
AUUGUAAGCUGAAUUUAUCCCUAGUGUAAUCAAACAAUGCGAGUCAAGAUAGAAAAGACUCAUGAGGCAAGCAAUCAAGAUUUCCAUAAAAAGAAACUCAGAACUCUUUCUCUCUUUUAUCCUUUUUUUCUCCUCGUAGAACUUUGAGAGAGAUAAUUUGUCGAAGAUCAUCCACACAGUCACAGAGAGAGAGAGAGAGAUGAAAGGAAUGGAUGUGAGAAAAAUAGUGGUGGUAGUAGAAGAUGUAGAGGCAGCAAGAACAGCUCUUAAAUGGGCUCUUCACAAUCUCCUUCGUUCUGGAGAUUUUCUAACUCUUCUUCAUGUCUUUUCAUCUUCCUCCAAUUCAAGCAGCAUGGAGAAGUUGAGGCUGCUUCGUCUCAAUGGCUUCCAGUUGGCUCUCUCCUUCAAAGAUAUAUGUAACAACAGCUUCUUUAAUACGAAUGUUGAAAUUAUAGUAACAAAAGGGGAUCAAGAAGGAGGGACAAUUGCAGCUUUGGUGAGAGAGAUGGGUGCCUUUGCUCUUGUUGUUGGACUCCAUCAUCAGAGCUUUCUCUACAAGUUGGCAAUGGCCCACAGCAAUAUAACAAGCAAAUUCAAUUGCAAAGUAUUAGCCAUCAAAGAACCAGCUGCAAGGCCAGCUCGGAGGACCAGGGCAAUGCCUCUACCAGUCGACAGCUCAACCAGUAUGGACUUUUCACAGAUCGAGAUUGCUACAUUAGAGGUCCCCGAUACGCCUCCACCUAAAGUUCCAUAUACAAUCUGUCCAAACCCAUAUGCAGUUAUUUGGAAAUGGAGGAAGUCAAGGAGGAAGAGAACCUCAUAAAGGAUGACCCAGUUUGAUAUAAUCUCAAUCACAGUUUCAGCUAAUCUUAGCUACAGCCAACAGCAAAUUUCGAACACGACAAGGGCUUCAGUUUCUGGCUCUUCAGACUUGUCUCACACAGCACAUGUCUCGGAAUCUGGACUUGUUUCGCACAUCACACCUCAAUAUACGGAUCAACAGUUGAAUUUACAGCAAAAAUUUUGAAAGAUUUUAUCUUGUCAUGGUCUUGAAGCAGCUUUCAGCAAUCAUUUCCUUCUCAAAGCUAGGUUAGUACGAUUAGCAAACUCGGAAAGCCUAUGAUUUGCCUGUGAUGUAAGAGUAGGAACUAUAGAGCCAUGACAAUUCGCAGUAAACCAAACCACAUGUAUAGUAAUGAAGUUGCCAAGUGUUAAUCUCAUAACCAAAUGAUCAAAAAGAGUAAAAAAAUUGUUGCAAUGAAGCAGUGAUUGAUAUUUA